AGCGAACGGCGGCGGGAGGAGCCGGGCGCGCCCGCCACGCAAAACCACGGUGCUCGGUCCCCAGCGGCAGUGGCAGCUCUGACAGCGGCCCGUGCGCUGUGAUUCCACGGUGCCCUGCAUCCCUCAUCCCACAUCCGCCGCGCUCCCCGAUUCCUCACAAACGCCGGUGCCCAUCAUGGGGAAGCCCACGAGCUCGGGAUGCGACUGGCGCCGCUUCCUGCGGAAUCACUGGCUGCUGCUCUCCACCGUGGCCGCCGUGGUACUGGGCAUCGUGGUAGGAGUCUUGGUUCGAGGACACAGUGAGCUCUCGAAUCUGGAUAAAUUCUACUUUGCGUUUCCUGGAGAAAUUCUGAUGCGGAUGCUGAAGCUCGUCAUUCUGCCACUGAUUAUAUCCAGCAUGAUCACAGGUGUCGCUGCACUGGAUUCCAACGUAUCUGGAAAAAUUGGUCUUCGUGCUGUAGUAUAUUAUUUCUCCACCACCGUCAUUGCUGUAAUCCUAGGUAUUGUGUUAGUUGUGAGCAUCAAGCCUGGUGUCACUCAGAAAGUGAAUGAAAUCAACAGGACGGGCAAAACCCCUGAGGUCAGCACUGUGGACGCCAUGUUGGAUCUGAUCAGGAACAUGUUCCCUGAGAACCUGGUCCAAGCCUGUUUUCAGCAGUACAAAACCAAGCGUGAAGAAGUGAAGCCUGCCAGCGAUCCUGGGGGGAACCAGACAGAGGUGUCUGUCACCACGGCCAUGACAACAAUGUCUGAGAACAAGACAAAGGAAUACAAAAUCGUGGGCCUGUACUCAGACGGCAUCAACGUCCUGGGCCUGAUUAUCUUCUGCCUCGUCUUCGGACUUGUCAUUGGAAAAAUGGGAGAAAAAGGGCAGAUUCUGGUGGAUUUCUUCAAUGCGUUGAGUGACGCCACCAUGAAAAUCGUUCAGAUCAUCAUGUGUUACAUGCCGAUCGGUAUUUUGUUCCUAAUCGCUGGGAAGAUCAUAGAAGUUGAAGACUGGGAAAUAUUCCGCAAGUUGGGCCUUUAUAUGGCCACUGUCCUGAGUGGGCUUGCAAUCCACUCCCUCGUAGUGCUGCCACUGAUCUAUUUCAUAGUCGUGCGGAAGAACCCUUUCCGCUUUGCCUUGGGCAUGGCGCAGGCUCUCCUGACAGCUCUCAUGAUCUCGUCCAGCUCAGCAACCCUUCCAGUUACAUUCCGCUGUGCGGAAGAGAAGAACCACGUGGACAAGAGGAUCACAAGGUUUGUGCUGCCCGUCGGCGCCACCAUCAACAUGGACGGCACUGCGCUCUAUGAAGCCGUGGCGGCUGUGUUCAUUGCGCAGCUGAACGGCAUGGACCUGAGCAUUGGGCAGAUCAUCACGAUCAGCAUCACAGCCACCGCUGCUAGCAUUGGAGCUGCCGGUGUGCCCCAGGCUGGCCUGGUGACCAUGGUGAUCGUGCUGAGUGCCGUGGGGCUGCCUGCGGAGGACGUCACCCUCAUCAUUGCCGUUGACUGGCUCCUGGACCGGUUCAGGACCAUGGUGAACGUUCUGGGCGAUGCGUUUGGGACGGGCAUCGUGGAGAAGCUGUCCAAGAAGGAGCUGGAGCAGGUGGAUGUCUCCUCUGAAGUCAACAUUGUGAACCCCUUUGCCUUGGAGCCCACGAUCCUGGAUAAUGAAGACUCAGAUACGAAGAAGUCUUACGUCAAUGGGGGCUUCUCGGUAGACAAAUCUGACACCAUCUCGUUCACUCAGACCUCGCAGUUCUAGACGCCUGGCCUCAGAUGCCUGGGACUGUGAAGGGCAUCUCCGCGGGAGCCAUCUCUUAGCCAACUCCAGCGUUCAGGAGCGAGAAGGACACGAAGAAUCAACUGUACAUUUAGUUUGAUAAACAGACCUCCAGAUUAUUUUCUAUAUUUGGCUCUAUAGCCUUUGUUCUCUGGGUUUGGGAACUUGGGGCGGGGAUGAGCCGAAGGGAAAUUAAGAAAGCUGUGUUAUCUGGACUUUCUAAUUCUGUAAAACAAAGUUUGGAAGUAUACGACGUAGUAACUGUUAGGAUUAGGUCAUGGGUCUGGGAGAGAAAUUGCUUUCUCAAGCACAGACCAGUAUUUGGGGUUUUUAAACAAUAUUAUUGGCUACAAAUUUUUACUCAGGCUUUCUAUUGGCGGGGCUUCCUUUGCCUUCUCACUUUUUAUAGAUUAUAAUUCAGCUCAAAAGCCCCACCCAGUCAACCAGUGCCAAAUUUUCCAUUUUGACCUCAUCUCCAGCAACUCUCAAACUACUUUUGGGAAAAAAAAAAAAAAGCAAAAAGGAUCAGCAUAGUCUGCAAUAACAGUUUCAAGAUAGCGUGGGGCUUAGGGGAAGGGAAGGGUUUUUUAUUCAAUGUACUGUAUUGGGACGCUGGAUGUCAGUGUUCGGUAUAGAACUAUAUGUAUAUGUGUGUAUAUUUAUUAUUUUCAUGUAAUUUGCAAGACAGAGAUCAGUAAUGAACUAUCAAUGUGAAACGA
Rattus rattus (black rat) is the source of this 2484-nucleotide messenger RNA. RefSeq names its product solute carrier family 1 member 1 (gene Slc1a1). NCBI's taxonomy places the organism in Eukaryota, Metazoa, Chordata, Mammalia, Rodentia, Muridae. The record is from RefSeq and is a predicted model, not a curated record. The transcript is spliced from 12 exons. The coding region runs from base 176 to 1747 and encodes 523 amino acids. Gene Ontology annotation, cellular component: plasma membrane. Gene Ontology annotation, molecular function: L-cysteine transmembrane transporter activity; glutamate:sodium symporter activity; L-glutamate transmembrane transporter activity. Gene Ontology annotation, biological process: L-glutamate transmembrane transport.